Messenger RNA from Mycena citricolor, 798 nucleotides. Lineage: Eukaryota; Fungi; Basidiomycota; Agaricomycetes; Agaricales; Mycenaceae. The record is from the annotation of a GenBank genome assembly.
UGCCGAAGUCAGUCUUUAUGGGGAAUUGAUUGCUACCGGCGAGGCCAAGAACACCGUGAUGAAGCAACAACUUACAUAAAUAAUCUUUCCUUUGCCCAACUGACUCAUCGAACGUGUGCGAUGCGGAAAGCCCACACUGACAUAUAUAAGCCGGUUAGGUGCCAACCCAAUCACUAGCACCUCCUCUCUCACUACCAUGUAUCACACUGAUAUCGCGAAAUUCCUUGAGCCUCACAGCGCUGAGGCCCGCGCUCAUACAAUCACCUCAGAAAGCCCUGUCGACUGGGACCGCGUCGAUGAGGGCAUGGUCGCGCUCUCGGCUUCAUACCUCAGUUUCAAGCGCUACUUGUCCCGCGAGCAGCUCAUGAUACCGCCCCGUACAAGGCGAGAUCUCGAGAGCGUUCUGCGGCGUUACAGCACAGAUGCCAUCCACAACGCCAUUUCUCAGAGCCGUGGUACAUUGCAAGCCGGCGGGUAUUCGAGGGUAUGUCCGAUGGACGUAGCGCAUGACUAUGAACUUAUUUUUUCCGCGCAGGUCUGUCACUUGGCCACGGAUUCGAUCGUCGCUGUGCUGGAUCGCGGAGAUAAUGUCCAACACUUCCUCAGCCUCUAUGCAUCUCCAUAUGACGGCUAGGCUUCUGCUUCAAGAAGCUGAACAUUGAUGGAGCCACUCUCGAUGUCUUUUCGGCUUCCUUUUGUCUGGAUUCUGCUUGCCUUUGCAUCCGUGUUUUCUGUAUUCCUGUCAAUGUAGCACUACCAUCCCAUAGAAUCAAUGUCCAAAUGUGUCCUCCAUCUGUU